AUGCCCGAUAAUGGGUCAAUGAAUCUCCACUACAACGCAGCGGUGGACGAGAAACAAUCGAAAAAAAUCAUUGCCACAGCAAGGCUCAGCGUGCGCGGGACGCGGCUUCAGCGCUUCCUUCCGGCAACCUUGCUCGACGCGCGCGCAGCGUCAGUCCGCGUUCAGCCGCCGACGCGUCCGCACGCGCCGCCGCGAGUGUCGUGCAUGUGCAUUGUGACGUCCGAGCAGUGCGCAGUGGAGAACCGGGCGGGCGCCGCUGGGCCAGCCAUAGGCCCGGGCGGUAUGGAGUCCCCGCAGAUGUACGACGCGGCCGCGGCGCCGCCGCCGCCGCCGCAGCCGGACCUCAAGAAGGCCGCCGAGGACAAGAGGGCGCCCUUCCCGCCGCCCGACCUGGACGAGCUCAACGGCCAGGAGAUCAGCCUCGACCUGCAGCACCUCAUCGAGGACCAGUUCCGGGGCGAGGAGACGAUGGCCCUGUUCCAGGAGAUCAUGCCUGGUGGCCGAUCGCCUCAAGCGAGGCCCUUCGCGAGGACCACCCUCGCUUACAUGCCGCAACCGGUACACUCGGGCGCGUCCUACGCGGCGCCGGUGCAGUCGAACGCGCACGAGCAGGCGCCCCCCAUCAAGGAGGAGCCGCCGGAGCCGCACGACUUCAGGAGAUCGGUGACCUGCGCUCAGUACACGGGACAGUACAACCCCCAGCCGCCGGUGGGCGUGAGCGGGCCGUACGGGGGAGGUUUCACCCCCUUGCCGCCCCUCGGGGCACCGCUGCUGCCGCCGCUGCUGAAACACAAGCCCGCCCCGCCGAGGCGCUCUUCAGGGAAGGUGAUCGACAAAGGCACCGACGAGUACAGGAGGCGACGCGAGCGAAACAACAUAGCGGUGAGGAAGUCACGCGAGAAGGCGAAGGUGCGCUCCAGGGAGGUGGAGGAGAAGGUGAAGACGCUGCUGCGGGAGAAGGAGGCCCUCCUGAAGAGGCUGGAGGCGGUCUCGGGCGAGUUGAGCCUCCACAAGCAGAUGUACGUGCACCUAAUCAACCUGAACCACCCGGAAAUCACGGAGCUGUGCCGCUCGAUGCUACAGCUGGGCGCCCCGCACGCGCCCGACCACUCUCUC
Messenger RNA from Iphiclides podalirius (scarce swallowtail), 1116 nucleotides. Lineage: Eukaryota; Metazoa; Arthropoda; Insecta; Lepidoptera; Papilionidae. The record is from the annotation of a GenBank genome assembly.